This is a messenger RNA of Triplophysa dalaica, 7336 nucleotides long. RefSeq names its product RAR-related orphan receptor A, paralog a (gene roraa). Gene Ontology annotation, cellular component: nucleus. The coding region runs from base 158 to 1717 and encodes 519 amino acids. Gene Ontology annotation, biological process: regulation of transcription by RNA polymerase II. The transcript has 11 exons. Gene Ontology annotation, molecular function: RNA polymerase II cis-regulatory region sequence-specific DNA binding; nuclear receptor activity; zinc ion binding. NCBI's taxonomy places the organism in Eukaryota, Metazoa, Chordata, Actinopteri, Cypriniformes, Nemacheilidae. The record is from RefSeq and is a predicted model, not a curated record.
UCAAACGUACACACCCACCUCUGUCUACUCUCGUCUUUUCAACAUUUCUUAGUUCUGCUACAAAAUACACAGCUUCAUCAAAUCUCUCAGCUGUAAAUCUCAUCCCGGCGCAUCGCGAUACACCAGCAACAGCUCAAGAAAGAUCUUAAAAUACAACAUGGAGUCCCCUCCAGAUCCAGCGAGCGACCCGGGCAACGGCGUCUCGGAGCCGGUUACCCCGGUCAGGGAAACCCCGGUAAACCUGGAGACCCUCCGCAAAGCUGGGCACCAAGCCCCGGUGCGCAGGCAGAGCUGCUCUAGUACCAACAGAGGUAUUUCAGUAACAAAGAAGACACACACUUCUCAAAUCGAAAUAAUUCCCUGCAAGAUCUGUGGAGACAAAUCAUCAGGCAUCCAUUAUGGUGUGAUAACGUGCGAAGGCUGCAAGGGUUUCUUCAGGAGGAGUCAACAGAGCAAUGCGGCGUACUCGUGCCCGCGUCAGAAGAACUGCCUGAUUGACCGGACCAGCCGAAACCGCUGCCAGCACUGCAGGCUGCAGAAGUGUCUGGCCGUGGGCAUGUCACGUGACGCGGUGAAAUUCGGCCGCAUGUCCAAGAAACAGCGGGACAGCUUGUAUGCAGAAGUGCAGAAACACCGGCUCCAACAGCAACAGCGGGACCACCAGCAGCAACCCGGUGAGGCCGAGCCCCUAACACCAACCUACGGCCUCUCCACCAACGGCUUGACUGAGCUCCAUGACGACCUGAGCGGCUAUAUGAAUGGCCACACGCCCGAUGGCACCAAACCCGACUCGGGCGUCAGCAGCUUCUACCUGGACAUCCAACCCUCUCCCGACCAGUCCGGCUUGGACAUCAACGGUAUCAAGCCAGAGCCCAUCUGCGACUUCACCUCUGGCUCGGGCUUCUUCCCGUACUGUUCCUUCACCAAUGGGGAAACAUCCCCCACCGUUUCCAUGGCUGAGCUGGAGCAUCUGGCCCAAAACAUAUCCAAGUCCCAUAUGGAGACGUGUCAGUACCUGAGAGAAGAGCUUCAGCAGAUGACCUGGCAAGCUUUCCUUCAGGAGGAAGUGGAGAGCUACCAGAGCAAGCCCAGAGAAGUCAUGUGGCAGCUGUGUGCUAUUAAAAUCACAGAGGCCAUUCAGUACGUGGUGGAGUUUGCCAAGCGCAUCGAUGGCUUCAUGGAGCUCUGUCAGAAUGAUCAGAUAGUGCUACUCAAAGCAGGCUCUUUGGAGGUGGUGUUUGUCCGAAUGUGCCGUGCCUUCGACCCUCAGAACAAUACAGUCUAUUUUGACGGAAAGUAUGCAGGGUCUGACGUCUUCAAAUCAUUAGGCUGCGAUGAUUUGAUCAGCUCCGUCUUCGAGUUUGGGAAAAACUUGUGUUCUAUGCACCUCUCUGAAGAUGAGAUCGCCCUGUUCUCCGCCUUCGUGUUGAUGUCUGCAGACCGGUCUUGGCUCCAGGAAAAGGUGAAGGUGGAGAAACUCCAGCAGAAAAUCCAGCUGGCACUUCAGCACGUUCUGCAGAAGAACCACAGAGAGGACGGCAUACUGACAAAGUUGAUAUGCAAAGUCUCCACACUGCGAGCUCUGUGCAGCAGGCAUACAGAAAAGCUGACGGCAUUCAAAGCAAUAUACCCAGACAUUGUGCGCGCCCACUUCCCCCCAUUGUACAAGGAGUUGUUCGGAUCAGACUUUGAGCAGUCCAUGCCCAUUGACGGGUAACGCUUCCCGCGCCCGUCCCGCCCGGGGGAUUUCACGCCGUGGGGAAUGUCAAGCAUAAAUCUGAGACACUUUACCAGUGCCCUGCACGUACACAUACACACACCUGGACAGCCGACACUGCACACACACCCCCCUUUUUCCUUUGUGUUUUUCGAGCGGAAUGAGGAAGGAGGCAAAGGACUGGGUUUGACUCCAGCGGUUUAUUUUUGGGGUUUGUUCCCUCCAUUUACUGACACAGGUGGGACGCGCAGCCCAAGGGAGAGGAUGAGAAGACGCUUGUUUUUCGUACGCUUCCUCUCUCUCUUUUUUCUGGCUGAACCUGAAGAGUCCACGCGUACGGUCCCAUGGAGAUUUGUCACGAUCAGCAUAAAUCGUUUUGACUUGUUUCCAAAAGGGAAACCAUUCCCUGGGAGCGUUCGCCUGAAUCUGGCGUUUUAAACAUUUUAAAAGGAAGCCACAUAUUUUAAAGUCCCCUACAAGCCAAGAAAAAACGAAAUCGAACGAAUGUUUUACCUGUGAUCUGUCUUCACGAUCAGAACUGCACCAGUAGUUUAUGUACCGAAGUGUGUAUGUAGAAAUACUCAUAGAUGUGGUGUGCGUGGCUUGGCCAGUUCCUUUCUCCUGUGGGUUUGAUUUUCUUUCUGGGAACGCUUGAUGUCAGAAUACAAACCAGCAGCAAAGAGGAAGACGACGGGAGCGAAAGAGAGAGAAUGAGAAGUGUUAAGCAAUGUCUGUCGGCAUUUGGUGACAUAAAGCAGCACCUUUCUACGGACAAUCGUCUAAAAAAAGAAGGAAAACAUAGAAUUCUGGUAAUUCUAGUUUAAAUGACGUAAAAAGCUCAAUUACUUUUAGCUGUCAGAGACUUCAUCUACCAUAGUUGCUUAGUGAUAUCGUUUAAGGCCAUCUGCUAUUAAGUCCCUCUCUGGAAUGGUGUUAACGUAAUGGUCCGACCACCACCAUCGAUGCAAUGAAAGGGUCCAUUUCACCCAAUUUCUAACGUGUUACAGGGUAUACAGUCAUAAGUACAAACAAUACAGAAAAAAAUAUGUCUAUAGAAUCUAUUUUAAAUAACAUGUAUGAUAUUAGUAGCUAGAUUAUUCUUAAUUGUGAAAAAUUGAUAAGGCACUUUUAUUUGCACCUUUCUUUAAUUUAAGACUUGUAUAUUUACCUAGUGAUGUGUUGCAUGUAUAAAUACCACGAUUAUGGAAAACAAGUGCUGGAAACCCUAACGCUGCUGUGGGUGGGUGCGUGUUUGUGUGCGUGUUUGUGUAUUUAUUCGCGAGGUUGGUGCUGGGCAAAGACUGAUCACAUCGGUUCCAAAAAUAUAUAUUUUUAAAAAGCAGCUUUAAUGCUGGGAUUCUGUUCCUAGACCUGCGUUAUGAUUUUGACACCCAGCUAGUCCUUUUAGGAAACUCCUAAAAGAUGUUUCAGGAUCAGAAAUCCCUUCUUUUUCAACGUUUCUGUUGUGUAACGUAAUCAGAAACGGAAGUACCAACAGACCUAUCGUUUCAUCAUUUUAUUCUAUUGUUAUUUCAAUCUUCAGUACAUUUAUUUGUACGUUUCAAUCUGUUAAAUGGUUCCAUCUAGUGGUGGUGUCAGCACAGUUUAUGCCCCUUUUGAGGAUGAUUCUGAUCUUAUUUAUCUGGCAACCAUUUUUACCAUCCUUUCAUCUUAGAUACACAAACUGGAAUCGAGAUGAAAGUGUAAAUUUUCUUUUUAAGCAGCUCUUGUGAAGGUAUUUGCCCAGCAACAACGCCCGUCCGGAACGUAAGAGAGAAAAAGAUAAAUAUUCAAAGCCUUGUCUGGUCGAAAUCCUCUAUUUUUGUAACAUUGUACAGUGCUUAUAAAGCCUAUGAAAGAAAAAAGGGAACGAAGGAUGCUAUAGCACUUAAUCCUGCAAUAACGAAUUAGAAUUUGUGUGUUUUUUAUGAUUUUUCAAAGAACAAGACGAUUAUAGGAACACAUUGUUGUGCGUUUCGUAUGUUUGUAGGUCUCUUGAAUGUGCCAUAGUGGUCUGUCAUGCUAUUUUGAGUCUGAAGAAAUUAUGUUUGUAACAUUCCAGUAAAACUAUGUUGUGACAUUUAUGAAAUCCCAAUAUAAUCCAGAAAAACUUUGAAGAUAACUUCUACGACCCGCUAACAGACAUUUCGAAACUAUUGAAGUAGAUCUUGGUAGCUUCUUGUCGCUCUAUUUUAACGUCACAAUUCCCCCCCCACAAUUGUGUGGUCUUUCCCAUUACACAACGUAUGAUCCUCAGGGAAGAGUCUGUCUAACUCAAUUCUGAAACCAGUAGUUUAAACGUGUUAGUCGGCUCUGUGUUGUAUCAAAUGUUAACAUCAGUAAUUUAAUCUCAAUGAUCAGCGUCAACAUAAUUAGUUAUUUUAUCGGGGUGAAAAUAUCAGUCUUGUUUUUAUUGGUUGUGCAGUUUAUUCAUUUCUGCCCGCAUCCCCCAGACGUCCUGAUAAUGUUAAUACAUCAUUAAACUGUGAAUGACAAUCCAGGUUCAUGUUUAGUUCCUUGUAAAUCAGCAGUGCUUGUACUACAAGGCUCAGGGAGAGUAAUAUUGUGAUAAUUGAGAAUAUCAAGGGAAAAUAAGAUAUUAGCUCUGUCCUAUCCAGACAGCGUUUAAAGACAUCUUUGUCUUUUGACUCAUUUAAUAUUAUGCUGCUUUCUAAAGGUACCUAAAAGCAUAAUAUUUUUCCAAAUAUUUGUGUGUGCUCAUUUUUAUCUGAGCCACAUUAAUGUUAAACCCCGUGUGUGGCGGGCUAUUUGUGUAGAGUUGCUGUCUAUUAAGCGCACUCAAGUUCACUUCUUAGGUUAGCAUGCUGUCUAAGGUGGCUUUGCAACAGAACGAAUUGGAUAUUCAUGUUAAGCACAAUUCUCUGACCAGCACAAAAGAACCUGGUGGUAAUAUAUAAAAACGUUUAAUUGGGACUGUUAAGAUGCUUGUCAUUCUUUAUUUCAUUUUUAAGCACAGCCCUUUGGGAUAUUUUCUCUGUUUACCCUUUGCAAUUCACAUGCUCGUGUCAUUCCGUGUUACUCACUAGCAUAAAUUCUGUCAAGCCCACAGAAGACGGCGAUACAUCAUAAACAAUGCAAAUGUGUCAUUUAAUUCAAUCGAACCAUAGGCCACUGGUUUUAUCUCAUCACACAGCAAGCUCCAAGAUCUAAUUCCCAAAAAACAAACCGAGAAAGAUAACAACCUCAAGCGUACCACUGUGCGCUAUGCUAUGUUUUUAGUUCAUUUUUCUGGAUGGGAAUUGUUCUAACUGUCACUCAUAACUCAGUCUAUGUGCCAAAUACCUCUUCAUGAAUCGCUCCACCGUCAACGUCCGCGCGGGCUACUUAACGUGCGUUACAAAUACGGGUUUCUACAGGGCAACCACUGCUGUGGAGUCCCCUUUUAAUGAACAAGCUUUGAUGCACAGAAGACCGUUGUGUUUCUCGUCCAACGAUCCGUGUUCAUCUAGUUGCACCACUAGCGCUGUAGUAAAGUCACGUUUUGCCACUUUUUACAUGUUGUUUUUUGUAAGUGUAGUUUGUAUUUGACAAUUCAAAGCAAUAUAGGCUACGAGAUAGAACUUUGGACAAAUUUAUUUUUUCUAAUACGAGCAAAGGUACUUAAACAUCUCUGGAUCUGUGGUAUUUUAGAUCUGUUUGCUUCUCUUAUCGGUGGAAGAUCCAUAAAGUUUCCCACAUUUUGAUUUUGUAAGUCGUGAGCUCCCACUAUGUUUAUUCUCGUGAGAAGCAAUAUAUGUCUGAACGUGCGUGCGAGAGCGUGCAUACAAGCAAAUACGUUUGUCUCUUUCCUACGGUGAUGUUUGCUGAAGGUCAAACCCCAGACAAGGCUUUAAAAGUUAAGAUGCAGCAGGGUCAGAUGGUGAAUUGUAUGUGAGAUCUUACGUUUAACCAGGAUUUAAAAUGUUUUAUGUAGCACUGAGUUUGAACCCCUCGAUGAGGCUGUACAAGCAUGACAACGUUUCAAUUAGAUUUAUGCAAACGCAACAAGGCCUAUGCACUCACAUAUAAACGUUGGUGAAAUUUAUUUUCAGUGGUUUCAACGGCACGUGUCAUGCUAACAGCAUUUUGAUCUGAAGGUGUUUGGAUUUACAUCAACGAUUUUCAUGCAUUCUUAUUUAUAAAAUUGAGAGGUUUCUUUCCUAAAGCACAGCUGAUACGUUAUUAAAAGUGAAAUAUGUUUAGAUAAUAGAAGAAAAGAAAAAAGUCUUUAGCCAUAAUCGAAUGUCAAGCAAUAAUAUAUAUGGUGUAUUAUUAUUCAUUUUUGUGCAUAGGCUUUGAACAUCUGCAUGUAAAUACAUCUCUUAUUUAUCGCUUUUUCGUUUGUUCGUUUUUGCUUUUUGCUUUUCAUUUUCCUUUCAUUUUUUAUAUUGACUAGUUCUGUUCCCGGGUGGAGAACUACGAACGUCAAAUGGCCUGUAAACUGUACAGCUUCAUUUUUAUCCUCUCUUUUAUCCUCUGCUUUUAAUUCACUCAAUAUUUAAUGUUCUAUUGAUCACAUGUAUAAAAGUAACUUUGUAACUUCUGUCUGUAUAGGUAAAAGAAAAUACUGCUAUUAAGACCUGCUCAGUGCAAAUAUGGAUCUGUUUAUCAGACACAUCAUGCUGUACAAAAUCUCUGUUUUAGGACAGUUCUCUCUUUUAGACUUAGUUGGAUUAGCGCUAGGGUGUGCUGACCUUACUUUUUGUGUUAUACUGAUGUGUGGUGCUAGGUAAGUUACUUUUGUGAACAAAAAUUAUGGAUUCCUAGAUUAGGCCACCCUUUUAGUCCAUUCAUUUCGCUGAGUAUUGAUGCAUUAUUGAUAUUAGGACUCGAUGAAUAAUUAUAAGAAUAAUGAUAACAAAUAAAGUUAACAAUAGGUGGUAAAUAUCCUUUUGAAUACUCAGCAAGUACCUGUAUCAGUGUGCUUGUCUCGGGACGCGGCUUGUUUCCUUCUCACUUUUAAGAUUAUUAGCAAAAGCAGUAUGGGAUAAGUCAAUCUCUAUUCAACGCGCUUCUGAAUCUUUGCGAUGAAGAAGGUUGGUCAUGCUUAAAAAGGCAGUAUUGUGUUUAUUUUCAUUGCUCAAAACGGUACAUUUGUUGUCUGGAGCUGGAAGGACUUUGGAUACAGCAAAGUACUGGAUCGUCUAUAGCCACUUUGGCGCUCUCCAUUUUCGUUCAUUCUUCCCUUUAGUUUUUAAAGACUAGCUUUGUAAGCAUUUAUGUUUCUAUUCAAAAUCUGCUUACGCACGUACAGUACACACACAUGCACACAUCGGUUAUGUGUUAUAACAAAUUGUACAGGACAAAGACAGUUGUACGAGGUUCGUGCGAAACUUUCUCUAUGUAGCAAGGCAGAAUAUACUUGCAAUAAUGCAUAGCAAACUACACUGAGUGCCUCUCAGUGGUACAGGAUGCAGAAACUAUAUUCGUAUGUUGUUGUUUUCACUGUUCUUGUACUCAAAUGACUGUGUUUGCACAUGUGGGUGACUUCUGUCUUGUGUUACCAACCUUUCUUUUCAUUGGCUGUCUUUUUUUGUAAAUGAGAUUUCACGUUUGUUUAUAGCCAUGGAAGCAGCAUUUUAUUGUCUCCUGUGGUGUCCUGUAUUUCUUACCGACAGU